ACCACACGUGAUCUCAAGUUCAGUGUUGAGGAUACAUUCGACAUGGAGGGGUGUGUAGCAGUGGUAGUGCUUGCAGUUGUGUUCGGCUGCGUGUCGACAGGAUAUGUGGGAAACGACGUGUGGAUGAGAUACUCGGCACCAGGGGGCGCUGACCAGGAAUGGGCAUAUGUAGAUGUGCGUCCUGGGGCCCAUAUGUUUUACUGGCUGUACCGAACUACCUCUCCCUCUGCCAAUGCUCCGCUUGUCAUGUGGCUACAGGGAGGCCCAGGUGGAUCAUCCACUGGUUUUGGCAAUUUUGAGGAGAUUGGGCCCUUAGAUGUCCAGCAGCAGCCAAGGAACACAUCCUGGCUGUCAGCAGCUAACCUGCUGUUUGUCGACAAUCCUGUUGGCACCGGCUUCAGCUAUGUUGACAACGACGACGCCUACACCACCGACGUUCAGAUGAUAGCUGCAGAUCUCCUCACCACAUUCCAGGCCUUCCUCAAGAAGGCACCCGAGUUUCAGAGCGUGCCCUUCUAUGUGUUCACGGAGUCCUAUGGUGGGAAGAUGACAUCUGCCUUUGCCCAGGUCCUUUACAAGGCUAUCCAGUCCAAAUCUGUGACAUGUGACUUCCGUGGCGUUGCCCUCGGAGACUCCUGGAUCUCCCCGAUCGACUCGGUUCUUGCCUGGGGACCAUACCUCUACACAAAUUCCCUGGUGGACCAGAAGGGGCUGGCAGCGGUGAAGAAGGCAGCACAGGAGACAGCGGUCCUGGUUCAUCAAGGCCAGUGGGUCAAUGCCACAGUGCAAUGGGGCAUAACAGAGGACGUUGUGGAGAAAGUCACUAAUGGCGUCAACUUCUACAACAUCCUUGACUGGGCUGGCAGUGAGCAGCUGAGGGUGGCAGACAGACAGGAUCUCACAUAUAUCGAAAAGUUAUAUGCACGCCAUGUUGCGCCACUCCAAGCCAUGACACUGGACCAGCUGAUGAAUGGACCUGUGAGGGAGAAACUGAAGAUUAUCCCGAGGAAUGUUACUUGGGGAGGUCAGUCGGGAAUGGUGUUUGUGAAACAGAGGGGAUCUCUUUUCAAUCUUGUUCCAGUGGAGUAUCUGGUGAAUGAAACCCCACUUAAGGUGGUAGUGUACAGUGGACAAUUGGACCUCAUUGUGGAGACACUAGGCACAGAGGCAUGGGUGUAUCGACUGAAGAUUGCUGACAUGUUCAGAGAGGCCACUAGGAAACCUAUCUUGACUAAAGGAGUCACCAACGGUUUUGUGAAGACUGCCAAAAACUUUUCAUUUUACUGGAUACUGAAGGCUGGUCACAUGGUUCCUGCAGACAAUGGAGAAACUGCUCUACUGAUGAUGAGACAGAUCACAGGACAAAGCUGAGACCUUCACUGCUGAGCUACAGCAUACAUUCCACAUUUUUUGCAAUCUUAUCUUUGACUGAAGCAAGUAGAAAUCCUUCAUUUAGAUUUGGAAGCCUGUUUAUCGCACCAUUGUUUUGUUGUUGAUAUUGUCAAAGCACACGGCUUACAUUGUCUUGAACAUCUGAUACUUCAAAUUACCCAGGCAACUAAUCCAAACCAGCAGCACUCUCCCCAUAGCCACUAUUCAUGCUAUGUAUAUAUGUAAUAUAGAAAAAUAAAGAUAUUUUCACAUAACAGUUUAUCAAUGUUUCAUCCAUUUUCAAGGUUCAGGGACAGAAUGGUCUGCAUUUACAUCACUUUAUUUAUGACAAGUUUAUAGCGUUGAAAGCCACACUCAGCAACAUUUGUUUACUUAUUUCGAUGAAAUAGUGUCCAAACCAGAUAAUUCAGUGUCAGAUAUUGUGACAAACAUUUGACAAAAUCGGGGUCAAAAAACACCUAAUCAACCAAGUCUCGUGACCAGCAUAGGUUAGAUUGUAAACCCAAGUCCCAACACAGUUCAUCUCAAGUGCCCAAAGAAAUUGGGUUCUUAAAAGUGUGUGCAGAUCAUGUUUGAGGCAAUGAACCACUAGUUUCAAUAACAUGUCAGUGUGCAGCAUAAACACUAAGUUUGCAGUGAGUUUUUGUGAUCAGGCACAAAUGGUUCAUUGGUUUUCUUAUUUACAGUACCAAGUCAUAUGGUAUUGUGUGUAGGGAUCUAAUAUUAAUUUUCUACUUGUCCACAAAAUAUGCAGCAGAGAUGCCAUCUGCCUCACUGCACAGAGCAUAAUUGUGAAUCGCUGCACUCUAUAAAUGCAUGUAUUAUUACCUGUUGAUGAAAGUAACAGUUCCCAAAGAAAUACUACAAGUCCUUCCUGAAUUUUA
Haliotis rubra (blacklip abalone) is the source of this 2276-nucleotide messenger RNA. Its product is annotated as retinoid-inducible serine carboxypeptidase-like. Gene Ontology annotation, molecular function: serine-type carboxypeptidase activity. Gene Ontology annotation, biological process: proteolysis. The transcript has 12 exons. The record is from RefSeq and is a predicted model, not a curated record. Bases 43 to 1371 code for a protein of 442 amino acids. Lineage: Eukaryota; Metazoa; Mollusca; Gastropoda; Lepetellida; Haliotidae.